AUGGCUUCAGCCUUGUUAUUCGUUGUAGUUUUCAUAGCAGUUUGUGCUUCUCAAGUGUCAUACUGCCGAGAACUCCAUAACCAUAUCGAUGAAGAUGCCAUCAAAGCCUUGUCGAGGAGACAUGAAGAGUGGAUGGUGACACAUGGAAAGGUGUACAAGAGUGCCCAAGAGAAGGAGAAGCGUUUCAAUAUCUUUAGAGAAAAUGUCAACUUUAUCGAGUCCUUCAAUAGUGAUAAUGCUAAUGAGAAAAGGCCUUUCAAAAUAAGUAUGAACAAGUUUGGGGACCUUGCUAACGAUGAGUUUAGGGCUAUCCGUAAUGGAUACAGACCAAGGAUCAGAUCAACCACCACUACUACUACUACAUCAUCAUCAUCUUCAUUUAUGUAUGAAAAUGUUAGUCACUCUUCGGUUCCUUCUAGCAUCGAUUGGAGGGUGAAAGGAGCUGUCACUCCCAUCAAGGACCAGCAAAAAUGUGGUAGUUGCUGGGCGUUCUCAGCCGUGGCAGCUACAGAGGGAAUCACCAAAAUAAGCAAAGGCAAACUAAUCUCCCUAUCGGAGCAACAAAUCCUCGACUGUGACACCACCCCUGAGGCCCAAGGAUGCCAAGGCGGCCUAAUGGAGAGCGCCUUCGAUUUCAUAGCCAAAAACGGAGGCAUCACUUCCGAAUAUGUCUACCCUUACCAGGCAGAGCAGAGCACGUGUGUCUCCACAAAGAGCUUCUAUAGCGUGGCCAAGAUCAAGGGCUACCAAACCGUCCCCGAAAACAGCGAGGCCGCGCUGCUCAAGGCGGUGGCGCACCAGCCUGUAUCGGUGGCCAUCGACGCAGGAGGCCAAGCCUUCCAGUUCUACUCCAGUGGUGUUUUCACUGGUGAUUGUGGUACCACGCUUGACCAUGGGGUUGCCGCCGUUGGUUAUGGUACGGACGAAGACGGCACCAAAUACUGGCUUGUUAAGAAUUCCUGGGGUACCAGCUGGGGAGAACAGGGUUAUGUAAGGAUUCAGAGAGAUGUGGAUCAGAAAGAAGGUCUUUGUGGUAUCGCCAUGGAUGCAUCCUACCCUAUUGCCUAG
Molecule: messenger RNA, 1068 nt
Organism: Humulus lupulus (European hop)
Lineage: Eukaryota; Viridiplantae; Streptophyta; Magnoliopsida; Rosales; Cannabaceae
Product: senescence-specific cysteine protease SAG39-like
Exons: 2
Coding region: 1-1068 (355 amino acids)
Cellular component (GO): lysosome
Molecular function (GO): cysteine-type endopeptidase activity
Source: RefSeq, a predicted model, not a curated record